CUCUCCUCAGAACACGGAGGUCUUCAGCACCCACAGAGGGACUUACAGGUAGGUCGGAUCAUAAAGCAGCCUUCUGUCAGUCGCUCUGCCCCUUCUCUGGUAGAGCACCCUGCCUUGCUGACUUUCUCUGCCUCUGGCUUCCUGUGAUAGGUGGUGUCAUUUCCCCCACCUGAGUGCUGGCAGGUUCACUGCUGGCCACCAGCAGAUGUCCAUGAAGAUGCUGACAGUGAAGACACUGGCCUUGUGCUUGGUUCUUGCUAAGUCAGCCUGGUCAGAGGAGCAGGAUAAGGUGGUACACGGAAGCCCCUGUUUGAAGAACUCCCACCCUUUCCAAGCUGCCCUCUACACCUCAGGUCACUUGCUGUGUGGUGGAGUCCUCGUUGACCCACAGUGGGUGCUGACAGCCGCCCACUGCAACAAACCGAAUCUGGAGGUGUGCUUGGGGAAACACAAUCUACGGCAAACAGAGACUUUCCAAAGGCAAAUCUCUGUGGACAGGACUAUUGUCCAUCCCCGCUACAACCCUGAAACCCAUAACAAUGACAUCAUGAUGGUGCAUCUAAAAUAUCCAGUCAAAUUUUCUCAAAAGAUCCAGCCUCUGCCCUUGAAGAAAGAUUGCUUUGAUGAGAAUCUCAACUGUCAGAUCCUAGGCUGGGGCAAGAUGGAAAAUGGUGACUUCCCAGAUACCAUUCAGUGUGCUGAUGUUCAACUGGUGUCCCGGGAGGAGUGUGAGCGUGCCUACCCUGGCAAGAUCACCCAAAGCAUGGUGUGUGCAGGCGACAAGAAAGAAGGGAAUGAUUCCUGUCAGGGUGAUUCUGGAGGUCCCCUGGUAUGUGGGGGUCACCUCAGAGGGCUUGUGUCAUGGGGUGACAUGCCCUGUGGAUCAAAGGAGAAGCCAGGAGUUUAUACCGAUGUCUGCACUCAUACCAGAUGGAUCCAAAACAUCAUCAGAAACAAGUGGAUCUGACAUAAGACAUCCAGUUCUUGACCUAUGACUCCCCUGACCAUAGUUGGUUCCAUAUUCUCUCUCCCUGAAACCCUGCCCUGCUCUCAGAGCCUUCAGAUGUCCAGCUCUGACCCUGGUACUUAAUAAAUACAGUGACACUGAACACAGAACACUGCUAAAUAUACUUUGCUCAUUCCUUGCACCCCAGGGACUUUGGAGGAUAUAGGCUACAAUCCUACUCCAUGGGUGUGGUUAGCAGAUAGAAUCCCAGUGUGGCCACUUACAGACUGGGUACCCUUGGGAAGUGCUUUUCUUUAAAGUGUGAAUGCUCUCAUCUGUAAAAUUGGGAUAAUAUUGCGGCUGGAGAAAUGCUCAGUGGUUAACAGCACUUACAGCAAGAA
This is a messenger RNA of Grammomys surdaster, 1347 nucleotides long. RefSeq names its product kallikrein related peptidase 6 (gene Klk6). The coding region runs from base 206 to 967 and encodes 253 amino acids. Gene Ontology annotation, biological process: proteolysis. The record is from RefSeq and is a predicted model, not a curated record. The transcript is spliced from 7 exons. Lineage: Eukaryota; Metazoa; Chordata; Mammalia; Rodentia; Muridae. Gene Ontology annotation, molecular function: serine-type endopeptidase activity.